This is a messenger RNA of Spirodela intermedia, 2773 nucleotides long. NCBI's taxonomy places the organism in Eukaryota, Viridiplantae, Streptophyta, Magnoliopsida, Alismatales, Araceae. The record is from the annotation of a GenBank genome assembly.
AUGCCGGCCUCUACAGAUCGCCGCCGGCCUCGCAGGGGAACAGCGGUAGCGCCGCUGGGCUCUCUCCUGGUGCUCUUCCUCCCCGGCUUCUGCAACCCGCUCGCCCACGCUUCUCCCUCAACCUCCUCUGUAAGACUCUCUCCACGCUUCUCUCUCUCUCUCUCUCUCUCUCGCCAUAUAUAUAUAUAUAUAUAUAUAUAUAUAUAUAUAUAUAUCCAUCUAUCUAUCUCUGGGCUAGCGAGGAGCCCACGUACCCCCACAGGGCCGGCCAAAAAGAUGACUGGAACUGCUCCAUGAACGCCUUCUUGAACCGGACUACAAGAAUAUAACAUAAAUAAAAAUAUCAUAUGAUAAUUAUAAUCAGUUAGGCCCAGCGGUCUCCCAAGGUUCUUGGCCCGCAUGGAGAUUUACAUGCGUGAAUCACAUGGGCUUUCGCCGCGCAGGGAUGGCAUCCUCCUCCCACCCCCUCCACGCACAGGCCUCUGCUGAAUGGAGCAUUGGAGACUCAAGAGGUAGGUCACUGCGCCGCCGCCCAUUCUUCCCGCUCUCGGCGGGUGGGUAAUCGCCUCUUCCUCAUCUUCUUCUUCAGACUGACGGGGGAGUUUCUAGCUGGUGGUCUCCUUGGCCGUCUCAAGGCUGGGGGCCUUGCGUUGGUCCCAAAGCCACGCCCGGUGAGUCAAAUAAAUAAAGAAAUAAAUUUUAUUUGAUUGGGGGCCCAUCUGAUUAUCUCCUCCUUCUCUGUGCCCUGGUCAACUAGUUCUGCCCAAGAACACGCCGGGGUUCGUCCAAGUUUUCCUCGACGGGGGGAUCAGCCAACAGAGAAUGGGGGUGAGCGACCCAAACUGCUUCCCCAUGCAUCAUCCAUGUGCAUGAUUUGCGUCACCUCGGAGUUCUUUAAGAAGUAACACGCCGGCGGCGGCCAAGAAUGUGUUUUCUCUCUCAGAUCUGUGAUGCGGUCGCGGUGGCCAAGAUCCUGAAUGCGACGUUGGUCGUCCCCCAUCUUGAAGUCAACCCGGUUUGGAAGGAUUCAAGGUGCUACUACUCAGCCGGAACUGGGUCUCCUCCACCAGAGAACAAGAAGAAGAAGAAAAAAGAAGGAAAAGCAUCUCUCUGAUGAACGGACCCCCCGCUGUGUUCUUUCUCCGCAGCACGUUUGGUGAUAUCUUCGACGUGGACAAGUUCAUCGAGGUGUUGGAGGAUGAGGUUCCCAUAGUGAGAUCCCUGCCUGAGGAGUAUUCUUGGAGCACGAGGGAGUACUACGCCAUGGGCAUCCGCGCCACGAGGAUCAAGACGGCUCCUGUUCGUGCUUCUGCCGACUGGUACCUGGAGAACGUCUUGCCGGUUCUGAGGAGGUAAGGCUGAGCUUCUCCGAGCUGGGGACGAAUAGCUAGUUCUCCCCCCCACCCCACAUGGUUAAUCAUAUGAUCAUAUCAGUGGUUGACUGCAUUGAAUGGGUAGCUCAUGGGGAGGGAGGCGAUCAUAUCAGUGUUUUGUUAUUUUUCUUCCUCUGCUUGGGCUGAUAAGAUAUGUGGGCCUCCCCGUUUGGUUUCACCUUCAGGUACGGAAUCGCUGCCAUCUCCCCGUUUUCGCACCGCCUGGCUUUCCACAACUUGCCCGAGGGCAUUCAGCAGCUGCGCUGCAAGGUCAACUUCCAGGCGUUGACUUUUGUACCCCACAUCGUAGACUUGGGGGAGGCUCUGGUGGAGCGUUUGAGAAAUCCCGUCCACUUGGAAACAAGGGUAGCCAGUGAAUCCCCACAAGGACCGUCAAAUAAGAGCGCCGGCAGAUUUGUUGCACUGCAUCUUAGAUUCGACAAGGUAAAUUCUAUGUUCUUGGCUCCCCCCCCCCCUCCCUCCACAGAAAAAAAAGAGAAAAAAGAAGCAGGAAGAAAACCCAAUAAGUCAACUCUAAAAUUGAGCCCAUGGUCUAGAGAUUCUCAGGAAAGGGACCGUGCGUUUCUGCCCAUUGUUCAAGGUUUCCACUGAACAGGACAUGGUGGCACAUUCGGCCUGUGAUUUCGGCGGCGGCAAAGCUGAGAAGCUUGCACUGGCGAGGUAUAGGAAGCAUCUCUGGCACGGGAGACUUCUAAACUCUCAGUUCACCAACAAGGAGCUGAGGAAGAAGGGGCGGUGCCCAUUGACUCCAGAGGAGAUCGGCCUGAUGCUGGCAGCCAUGGGGUUUGACGGGCACACUCGCCUCUUCCUUGCCACCCACAAGGUUUCUCCUUCUUCUAAACUAUGCUCUAGCAGGGGGGGAGUCAAUGAACUAUGCUCCACAGGUGUAUGGGGGGAGGGCCCAGUUGGCGCCUCUGAGGAAGCUCUUCCCAUUGAUGGAGGACAAGAGGAGCCUGGCUUCGGAGGAGGAGCUGGGGAGGGUCAACGGGAGGGCCUCCCUUCUGGCUGCGGUGGACUAUUACGUGAGCAUCCACAGCGACAUCUUCGUCUCGGCCUCGCCUAGCAACAUGCACAAUGCAGUGGUAAUGUAGAUUCUUCCCCAGGCCAUCCACAAAGCGACCACAAGGUCCUCUCCAUAUCCUAACAAUCGUUGACUGCCCCAAACAAAGGUUGGCUCUCGGACAUAUGGGGGAUUGAAGACGAUACGCCCGGACAUGGCCUUGCUGGGCCGACUCUUCCUCAACAAGACUCUCGGGUGGGAGGAGUUUCGGAGGAUGGUGCGGGCAGGGCACGGCAGCGGGCAACGGCAGAUCACGCUGAGGAUGGAGAAGCAGUCUAUCUAUACAUACCCUGCCCCAGAUUGCAUGUGUCGUGUUUAG